AUUGGGCUAAAAAUUCAAGUGACACCACAUCUCACAGUGACUGGUCUGAUGGAAUUGCUAUGGCUGUUGAAUAUGGGGUGGCAAGUCUUUCAGAAAAAGAAAACCCCCUUGGUGAUGGCAGCUUGUCCUCUGAUACAGAUGACAUAAUGUGUGCAGCAGGCAUGGUGGUGAUCUGUGAUGAUGAACCUAGCCAGUUUGCUGACACCUCUGGGAAUUCGGACUCACCACUGAAUGUUGAUCCUGAGGUUCCCCGAGCUGAUUACUGGACUUGUGUACAGUGCAAGAAUAUGAAGAAUAAUCCCCUUUUCCGAUAUUGUGAAAAAUGUUACGAGAGGCAGAUAUGUGUGCAGUGCAAUCGUUCUAAGAAGUUCCCUUGCUUUCUCAACUGUGAGAUUUGUUUUAAGGUUCGAAAAAAUUUCUUCCCUCCACGGCCGCGUGGGAGAAAGAGAAAAAGGAGAUCUUCAAAUUCUGCCAAGAAACGACGCCUGACUACUUUAUCAGACAUCUGUGAAGAGAAUGUGGUUUUGAAAAGUGGUGGUGAUACUGCAGGGCCUUCAAAUAUCCGUACGGAUAGUGGUUUAGGAUCAAGUCAGGAGUUUUCAUGCAGGACGGAACCUAAAUGUGUAACUGAUUCACAAAAAGUACCUGGGGUCCCUAGCAGUAGCAACUCUGACAUAUGUAUGAUGUGCUUGGUGAAUCCAAAGAAUGGUAUAUUUGUCCAUGGCAAAAUAGGUCAUAUAUGUUGCUGUUAUAAGUGUGCAUUAAAAGUUUGGACAGGAGUUAGAAGGUGCCCUUGUUGCAAUUGUAAGGUUAACAAUGUGCUUAAGGCUAUAGUGUUAUGAAAUUGAACUGAAUUGCAACUUGCAGUUCACAACCAUUUUUAUUGGACACUGAUUUUGAAUUUGAUUAUUUGGCAGGUUUAAUUUUAUUAUGGGAAUGAAGUGAUUUUAUUUCCAGCUAAUAUAAUCCAGAUAUGUUACUAGUAAAGAGACCA
Messenger RNA from Cryptotermes secundus, 994 nucleotides. RefSeq names its product E3 ubiquitin-protein ligase Mdm2. The record is from RefSeq and is a predicted model, not a curated record. Lineage: Eukaryota; Metazoa; Arthropoda; Insecta; Blattodea; Kalotermitidae.